AUGGGAUUUUGGGUCAGAAAACAAGUGAUGAGGUGGGUGGUUGCUGUUAUUAUAAUAAUAUUAGGGUCUGAUGAUGGAAGUGAGGGAUGUUUGGAAGAAGAGAGAGAAGCUCUUUUGAGAUUGAAAGGAGCUUUCAGUUACCCAAAUGGUUCUUCUCUUCCUUCUUGGAAUAACCUUAACCAUUAUGAUUGCUGCACUUGGGAGGGUGUGACCUGUGAUACUGCUACACACAGGGUUAUAAGCCUUGUUUUGAUCAAUAGAAGAGCUCCAGAGUUAGAACACUUCAAGUGGUCACUGAAUGCUUCUUAUUUUCUCCCUUUCCACCAACUUCAAGAAUUGGAUUUGUCUGGAAAUUACUUGUCAGGGCUAUUUGGCGAAAUUAGGUUGGACAACUUGCAAACUUUGUAUCUGGAAGAUAAUCAGCUGACUGAAAUCCACUUCUCUGAUGAUUUUCAUUCACGCAAUUCGAAGACUUUGGAAUUAUCUUCAAAUUACUGGGAGGAUGGUCAUGCAGAAUCUAAUCAAUUGUCUCUCACAUCUCUAACCUCCUUGCGAACAUUGUCCCUUUAUAGCAAUAGCCUAAAAGGCUCAUUACCACAGCAAGGAACCUUCCCAUGUGAGCUCUUUCAUUCUCUCAAGUCCCUCAAAUACAUUACCUUAGAUGAAAGUAAUUUCACUGGCAUAGCAUCGCUUUCUUUGUUUGCCAACCACUCCAAGCUUCAAGUUUUCACAAUUUCAUGCUCUAAUAAUCCCAAUCUCAAGAUUGAAACUGAAAACCCCCAAUUUGUCCCUUCAUUCCAAUUAAAGAUUUUCAGUGUAUCCGAGUGCACUAUGAAUGAAGGAAGCAAUGGCAGAAUUGUACCAUCUUUUCUUCUUCAUCAACAUGACUUGAGAGUUCUACAACUUGUCCGUUUGAACCUUUCGGGAAGUUUCCCAAACUGGGCUUUCACAAACAACACCAAAUUAAAUACUCUCAAUGUCAACCACAACUUCUUGACUGGUCCCUUCAAGCUCAAAUCCACCUCAAAAUUACUUGAUAUGCAGUAUUUUCAAGCUUUCUCUAACCCUAUUAAUGAUGAAAUCCCUCCUCAUAUUGGAUAUGUUCUUCCCAACUUGCUUUCUCUAAACUUGUCUUCCAGUUCAUUAUUUGGUGGAUUUCCAGCUUCGCUCAGUGAUAUGAGGCAGUUAAACUCGCUAGACUUGUCCAAUAACAAUUUGUCUGGCUAUUUGCCCCAAGAAUUUGGUAAGGGUCACAAUGACUUGUGGUUUCUGAAGUUGUCAAAAAACAACUUAAGUGGUCCGUGUUUAGCAGGAGGUUCAAAUUUCACACAUUUGUUGUCUGUGGAUCUAAGCAACAACAACUUCAAAGGAAAAGUGCCAGAUGGUAUUGUUAAAAGUUCAGAACUAAGAAUGUUGCGUUUAAGUGCAAACCAACUAUAUGGAGAAAUACCUAGUUGGAUUGGAAACUUCAAGCAUUUGGCUUACCUCAUUUUAUCCCAAAAUUCUCUGUCAGGUCCAAUUCCACAAAGCUUUUGCAAUUUAGCUGAGCUCAAAUACUUAGACCUUUCUCAAAAUAGAUUCAAUGGUGUUAGUGUAUAA
Neltuma alba is the source of this 1599-nucleotide messenger RNA. Its product is annotated as receptor-like protein 9b. The record is from RefSeq and is a predicted model, not a curated record. Lineage: Eukaryota; Viridiplantae; Streptophyta; Magnoliopsida; Fabales; Fabaceae. Gene Ontology annotation, molecular function: protein binding. Bases 1 to 1599 code for a protein of 532 amino acids. The transcript has 4 exons.